Molecule: messenger RNA, 261 nt
Organism: Gongylonema pulchrum
Lineage: Eukaryota; Metazoa; Nematoda; Chromadorea; Rhabditida; Gongylonematidae
Source: the annotation of a GenBank genome assembly
AUGAAUCAGCAGCGAAGUCGCCGUUUUCGUGCUUCCAAGGAUGCUGCAGAAAAGAUUGAGCAAAUAGCCGAAAUACGGGCGCGCCUGGAAAGCGAAGGUUAUCCGCUGCCACCGAAGAAAGAGGACGAGGAGCAUUUUGAUAGCAAUUGCAUAACGCCAGGGACACCUUUCAUGUCACGGCUUGCUGUUGCGCUCCGUUAUUAUGUUCACCAAAGAUUAAACAGCGAUCCAGGAUGGGCGAAAAUUGCGGUAACGUUUUAA